Messenger RNA from Myotis myotis, 3540 nucleotides. RefSeq names its product fermitin family member 1 (gene FERMT1). Lineage: Eukaryota; Metazoa; Chordata; Mammalia; Chiroptera; Vespertilionidae. The transcript is spliced from 15 exons. Gene Ontology annotation, cellular component: focal adhesion. Bases 338 to 2398 code for a protein of 686 amino acids. Gene Ontology annotation, molecular function: integrin binding. The record is from RefSeq and is a predicted model, not a curated record. Gene Ontology annotation, biological process: integrin-mediated signaling pathway; cell-matrix adhesion.
GCUGGCCGCAGUGCCCCGGAGGCCGCGGGGCGGGAACCGUGCACCCGGCUCGCCGCGUCCCCGUCCGCGUCCGCGUCCGGCUGGGGGCGGGCGCCGCGCCUCGGCGGGAGGUCCCGUGCCUCCGAGCCCGGCGUCCGCGAGCCUCCCUCGCCCGCCGCAGCCCAGCCGAGCCGCAGCCGCGACCGUGCGCCCCCGGCGCCCGCCCCCGACUCCGCCCGGGUGGCCUCCGUCCUGGCCUCUAGGGGCGCAACCCUCCACGUGCAGGUCUGCGAGGCUGCACGCCACGGGCUCCGAGAAAGAAGGGUCACCUCAUGUUCUGAUCUCUGUCCGCCCUUCGAUGCAGCAGACACCCGCAUUUGCCACGAUGCUCUCAGCCAAUGACUUUGCAUCUGCUUCUUGGGAGCUCGUGGUCCGAGUGGACCGUCCAGAUGAAGAGGAGCAGAAAGACGUCACCCUGACAGUGUCCGGGGACCUGCACGUUGGGGGGGUGAUGCUCAAGUUAGUAGAGAAGAUCAACAUAGCCCAAGACUGGUCAGACUUUGCCCUUUGGUGGGAACAAAAGCGUUGCUGGCUCCUGAAAACGCACUGGACCCUGGACAAAUGUGGAGUCCAGGCAGAUGCAAAGCUCGUCUUCACCCCUCAGCAUAAAAUGCUUCGCCUCCGCCUGCCGAACGUGAAGACGGUGCGAUUGCGAGUCAGCUUCUCUGCUGUGGUGUUCAGAGCUGUCAGUGAUAUCUGCAAAGCCCUGAAUAUUAGAAGACCAGAAGAACUUUCCUUGUUAAAGCCUUCUAGCGACUAUUUUAAAAAGAAGAAGAAAAAAGACAAGAAUAAUAAGGAGCCCUUAAUUGAAGACAUUUUAAAUCUGGAGAAUUCUCCAACAAUUUCUGGGCCACCAGUAAGUCCUGGCUUGUACAGUAAAACCAUGACUCCCACGUAUGACCCCGUCAACGGAACGCCGGUGUCAUCCACCAUGACGUGGUUCAGUGACAGCCCUUUGACCGAACAAAACUGCAACAUCCUCGCAUUCAGCCAACCCCCGCAGUCACCGGAGGCGCUGGCUGACAUGUACCAGUCCCGGUCUCUGGUCGAUAAAACCAAGCUUAACGCGGGUUGGCUGGACUCCUCGCGUUCCCUCAUGGAACAGGGCAUCCAGGAGGAUGAGCAGCUGCUGUUACGAUUUAAAUACUACACCUUCUUUGACCUGAAUCCCAAGUAUGAUGCUGUCCGAAUAAACCAGCUCUAUGAACAAGCCAGGUGGGCCAUUGUCUUAGAAGAAAUUGACUGCACAGAGGAAGAAAUGUUGAUCUUUGCAGCACUGCAGUAUCACAUUAGCAAAUUGUCGUCGUCCGCUGAAAUACAGGACUUGACAAGUGAGUCUGAGGUCGAUGAAGUGGAGGCAGCACUUUCUAAUUUGGAAGUGACCCUAGAAGGUGGAAAAGCGGACAACACUUUGGAGGACAUCACUGACAUCCCUAAACUUGCAGAUAAUCUCAAAUUAUUUAGGCCCAAGAAGCUAAUAUUAAAAGCUUUCAAACAAUAUUGGUUCGUCUUUAAAGACACGUCUAUAACCUACUUUAAAAGUAAGGAACUUGAAGAAGGAGAACCAGUAGAAAAGUUAAAUCUCAGAGGCUGUGAAGUUGUGCCAGAUGUGAAUGUAGCAGGAAGAAAAUUUGGAAUCAAGUUACUAAUCCCUGUUGCUGAUGGUAUGAAUGAAGUGUAUCUGAGAUGUGACCAUGAGAAUCAGUAUGCCCAGUGGAUGGCUGCCUGUAUCUUGGCAUCAAAGGGCAAAACCAUGGCAGAUAGCUCCUACCAGCCAGAAGUCCUCAACAUUCUUUCCUUUCUGAGGAUGAAAAACCGAAACUCAACAUCUUCCAUGGCUUCCAGUCCAGAAAACAUGGACAUGAACCCGGAAUGUUUUGUGUCACCCCGGUGUGCAAAAAAACACAAGUCUAAACAGCUGGCAGCCCGGAUUAUGGAAGCCCACCAGAACGUGGCCCAGAUGUCCCUGGUUGAAGCCAAGCUGCGGUUCAUUCAGGCAUGGCAGUCUCUACCCGAAUUCGGCCUCACCUAUUACCUUGUCAGAUUUAAAGGAAGCAAGAAAGAUGACAUUCUGGGAGUUUCAUAUAAUAGGCUGAUUAGAAUCGAUGCAGCCACUGGGGUUCCAAUUACAACAUGGAGAUUCGCCAACAUGAAACAGUGGAAUGUAAAUUGGGAAAUCCGGCAGGUGGCGAUCGAGUUUGACCAGAACGUCUCCAUUGCGUUCUCCUGCCUGAGUGCAGAUUGCAAGGUGGUGCACGAAUACAUCGGUGGCUACAUUUUCUUGUCUACCCGCUCCAAGGGCCAGAAUGAAACACUGGACGAGGACCUGUUCCACAAGUUGACGGGCGGUCAGGAAUGAAGCAAAGCUGGCCUGCUGGGCCUACACACAGAGGGCAAGCCAAAGGCGGUCCUGCCCGGACAGUGGGAUCCGUGGCUUGACUGUGUAUAGAUUCCAGACUGACAGACAACGUAUAUUCACCACCAUCACCCAGAUCCUCGCCUCAUUUCAAACACAGUGCCUACCACUACCACCCCCUUUUGCUUGCUUUGCCCUGUGCUGUGAGCAGUGGGAGGAGCCUCAGUUAACUUUUCUGUAAAAUGGGAGUGUGGGAGAAAGGGUAGUGCUCUAAGAUUACUCGAAGGCCCAGCCUAUAGCUUCAGCUCUGACUUACAGAACCUGCAAGUGAAUGGCCAGAAGUUGUUCCUGUGCUUAUCUGCUCCAUUGCUAAGUCAGCGUAGAAAGCCAACUUUAAAAGCACAUGUAGCAAGAGAAAAUCUAUCCCACAAGCUCAGGUAUGAAAAGAAAUAGGUCAUUCCUUAACAACUGCUUUUAGCUCCCAUCUUGUGGUGGAGGGAAUCCACAGAUACACAUUUCCCAUGAAGGUCAAGGUCUCGGGAGGAUAGAGAGAGGAGAGGCGGGAUUUUCUGAUACCAGUUGGUGACAAGGGGUCAAAAUAGUGGCCCUCAAUGCCAUCAGUCCACAGCGACUUCUGCCAAGGUGACCACGGACCCAUCUGGUUUGGACAUUGGUCCUCUCAGAUUACUGCUGUGUCCCACAAGUCCCAUUCCAAUCUAAGGAUCCCUCGACCACCUGUAUAUCCUCGAUGACAUGGGUGACAUGGGUACAGGGAACCUAUUCCUCAACUCAGCCCCAUGUCUCCACUGCUUGUACUCUGGGUUGGGGCUCAGGAAGACAGGCCCAAAUCUCUCUGUUCAUAAAACCACCUCCCCACAUCCAGCUUCCAGUGAGGUCCCCACCCAACUGGUCACAAAGAGAAGGGCAGGACGCAGGCCUGGCCACUGGCUUCCAUCUGCACAGCCUUUGUCUGGUCUUGGGGGCACGGAAGCCUUGCCCUUAUCACUCAUCAGUGUUCUCCUGGAUUUGGUAUCUGUUUAUAUGACUUCUGGCCUUUCCCCUUAAAGGCCUUGGCUUUCUUAAAUCAAAAGCCAAUUAUAGACUUCUUUUCUCUCUGCCUUAAGAAACAAGUGUAGGCCAAUCAA